AUGCAGAGGCCUCUGAUGGAGACCGAAGUGGAGCAGGCCAAGGCCUACGUGACGCGCAGUUGCACGGAGUUUGUGGCCGAGGCCACCAGCGCGAGAGGCAGGCCCACGCUCUUCCUGCACGCCGCAGCUGGGCACAAGGCACCAGCCUUCUUGCGCCUGAAUCCUCCCCUCCAGGUUUUGAGCCUGAAGGUGGAGCAAGUCGGGGAGCGUGCGCAACAUGCCAAGGACCAGGAGACGCUGCUGAAAUCAGUGACGGUGCGUCCGGCGAAGGAGCCAGAGCAUGCCUGA
Messenger RNA from Symbiodinium natans, 288 nucleotides. The record is from the annotation of a GenBank genome assembly. NCBI's taxonomy places the organism in Eukaryota, Dinophyceae, Suessiales, Symbiodiniaceae.